CUCACUCACUGCAAUUGGUGUGUCUCUCUAUACAGGUACAAUAGAGCAGAGAUAGUGCGUGAUUUGGCGUGGAGAGUAGGGCUUGAGCUUCUCGACCUUCCUUCUGAAAUCCAAGAGAAGCUCACCACACUGGAGAAAGAGUACUUCAAGAACCAUUCAGUAGCUAUCAAAACCUACAUGGGCAAAGAAGGAAUGGAGCUGAAUGUCGACAUGGUGCCUCCAAAAGAUCCUUACAUCAAGGUGAGAGUAAUGGAGAACAUCGACGAAGGAAUUGUGCUGAGUGACAAAACAACAAAUUUCUCUCGUCACUCUAUGCAUUUCCUUAAACGAACUGAUGCCGAACCCUACAUUGCUCGGGGACAAAUGGAGGAGCUGACAGGUUGA
Messenger RNA from Microthlaspi erraticum, 384 nucleotides. Lineage: Eukaryota; Viridiplantae; Streptophyta; Magnoliopsida; Brassicales; Brassicaceae. The record is from the annotation of a GenBank genome assembly.